AUAUGGCCGAAUUUUAUUUGUAAUUUUUUCCAACUUCCCAUCUCUGUCGAAAACCCUCGGCUAUGUCAAAAACCAUCGCGUGAACGAAACUUUCAACUUUCGCGGUACAGUCGCCAUUAGAGCUGGGACGAUAACGACGGGAUCGUGGCUUACACUUACGAUAACUCCCAUCUUUCUCAUCAUUCCGCUCUGCUCCUACUAGAAACCAUUGAGGAAGAAAUAGUUAUCAAAGUACCAAUUGCCUCUUUCCCCCGAGGCAGGGGAUUUUGAGCUAGAAAAUGUGCGGAAUAGCUGCAGUUAUCAGUGGGAUUCAGAUCAUCGGAUCCAAUCUUUCCAGGAAAACGAAGGAAGCUUCGCCUUUAGAAGCCAAAAAGGACUAUGGAUCAGUUCUUGUAACUAUAGAUAACCUCAAGUCUGCUUUGCAAAGAAGAGGUCCUGAUAGCUUGGGGUGCAAAAAUGUUUUGAUUCAGUCAGAAUGUGAAAAUUUGGUUAAAAAAUGCGAAACAACUUGCACAAAGGAUGUAAGUGUCAGUGGAAUGAAUUCUACUGCACAAGUACAUUUCAUUGGUGCAAUGUUACAACUUAGGGGCUUAAGUCCGGUUUCUCAGCCGCUAGAGGAUGCAUCUGGGAAUCUUCUUGUAUAUAAUGGCGAAAUAUUUGACGGUAUACACAUUGCUGAUGAUAGCAAUGACUUGGAAGUUCUUCUCCAUGAACUUGAAACAUGCUGUUCUUUUGACUGUCAUGAAUACAUUGAUGGAUUUUCUAAUUCAGACCAUGGGAAAUCUAUACCUGAUGUCCUUUCAACUAUCAAAGGCCCAUGGGCUUUCAUUUACUGGCAGGAUAAGUCAAAAACUAUGUGGUUUGGUCGAGAUGCAUUCGGUAGAAGAAGUCUCCUGGUCCACUGGCCAACAUGCACCGACUCUAGAUUUAUUCUAUCUUCAGUUUCACCGCCUUUAUUUGUAGAAAACCAUUCAGGUUCAAACUUCAUAAAGAAUGGACUUGAAAAUGAGAUGGCUAAUGUUGUUACAAGUUCAGCAAAUGAAAUUUGCUACUGGGAAGAACUUCCUUGUGGAAUUUACAGCAUAGAGUUAAAUAUCUCAAAUAAAAAUGUGCAAUUCAUGAAGGAAGACUUGUUAGGUGUUGUUCGAAAGCACAGAUGGAGGAAUCCCCGAUUAAGUAAAGUUAUCUCAUGGGAUCGAUUGCUCCUGGAUCCCAAGAUAGAACACGUUCAUUCAAUUCAAACAGAGCAACUUCCACUACCAGCCGAUUGUUUAAUAGUGCAGGGUGAACCAGCACAAAGAGUACUCUCUGCUCUAAGAAGAUCUGUGAUGAGGCGCACUAAAAUGAACUCAAUCUUUCAGACUUCUAUGAAGGAAUGUGGAGAAGUGGAAGCAUCUCCUGUGGCAAUUCUCUUCUCUGGAGGGUUAGAUUCUAUGAUACUUUCUGCAUUACUGGACCAGUGUCUAAACCCACAAUAUAUAAUAGAUUUGUUAAAUGUAAGCUUUGAUGGCCAGUUUGCUCCUGACAGAGUUUCAGCAAGAUUAGGGCUAAGAGAACUUCAGAAGAUUGCUCCAAUGAGAAGAUGGCGACUUGUGGAGAUUGAUGCAACGCUCUUAAAUCUGACAAUGAAAACCACUAAACAUGUAAUGUCGUUAAUACAUCCAGCAGAAACCUUUAUGGAUUUAAACAUUGGUAUAGCAUUAUGGUUAGCUGCUGGUGGAGAUGGCCAUGUGGAUGGACAAAUAUGUAAUUUUCAUCUGGAAGAUCAGCAUUAUUACAAAUACAAAUCAGAAGCUCGUGUUCUACUUGUUGGAUCUGGUGCCGAUGAACAAUGCGCUGGUUAUAGUAGGCAUAGAACAAAGUAUCAGCUUGACGGAUGGCGUGCACUUCAUGAAGAAAUGAGAUUGGAUAUGCAGAGAAUCUGGAAAAGAAAUAUGGGCCGAGAUGACAGAUUGAUAUCUGAUCAUGGAAAGGAGGCUAGAUUUCCUUUUCUGGAUGAGGAAGUUAUUCAAACCUUACUGGAAAUCCCUUUAUGGGACAUUGCUAAGCUGGAUGAACCAGGGGGAAAAGGUGACAAGAAGAUUUUGAGAGAGGUGGCUCGACUACCUUGCCUAGAAGCGGCAGCUGCUAGGCCAAAAAGAGCCAUUCAGUUUGGUUCAAGAAUAGCAAGAGAAUCCAAUCGAAAGAACUAUGGAAGCAAUCGUGCAGCUAAUCAGGCGUCAGUUGGGAGUGUCAAAUUUGCCGAAUUUUCUUGCACUGAUUCUGUGGGUGAAGCGAACUGAUGUCAUCGAAUUGAGAUGGCAUACUCAAGUUGGCUUGCCUUGCCAAUCAGUAAUACUUGAAAAUGAUUUUUGUAGGACGGCUUAUAAAUGAAAAAGCCAAAGCAAUAAUAAACUUGGUAUUAUUAUUAUUAUUAUUAUUCUUUAUCUUGCUUAUGACCCUCUUAUUGUGUCGACAAACUGUUCUAUAAAUGCUU
Phalaenopsis equestris is the source of this 2476-nucleotide messenger RNA. RefSeq names its product asparagine synthetase domain-containing protein 1. The transcript has 16 exons. The record is from RefSeq and is a predicted model, not a curated record. Bases 279 to 2282 code for a protein of 667 amino acids. Lineage: Eukaryota; Viridiplantae; Streptophyta; Magnoliopsida; Asparagales; Orchidaceae. Gene Ontology annotation, molecular function: asparagine synthase (glutamine-hydrolyzing) activity.